Anoplophora glabripennis (Asian longhorned beetle) is the source of this 1216-nucleotide messenger RNA. RefSeq lists its product as uncharacterized. The record is from RefSeq and is a predicted model, not a curated record. NCBI's taxonomy places the organism in Eukaryota, Metazoa, Arthropoda, Insecta, Coleoptera, Cerambycidae. Bases 202 to 1017 code for a protein of 271 amino acids. The transcript has 3 exons.
AACUGUGAACUAGCAACUAACGAGAGAAUAAAUACUGAAUACCUAACCUACAAACAUAAUAUCAAAUAUUUAUUAGUUUGUUAGAUAAGUGUCUUUUGCUCUUUUGUAAUGGAAAAUAUAAAGAAAGGUGGUGGUUAAAGCAACCCAAUAAAUCAGAGGCAGAAAGAAAUCCUAGUAGAUUUCAUUUCUGGGAGACCAGAAAUGUAUUCCGGAAAACUGACCCCAAUAUAUACAAAAGAUAAAAUGCAUGCACUUUGGUCCGAGGUGACUAAUAUAUUAAAUAGUGUUCCGGGUGGACCAGCAAAAGACUGGAAACAAUGGAGAAAAAGCUGGGUAGAUCUUAAGAAAAAUACCAAAGAAAAAGAGUCUCAAAAACGAAAAUACAUGCAAGGUACUGGAGGAGGACCACCUUCAUCACCACCCUCUAAAACAAAAAGUAACAUCGAUGAAAAAAUUUUGUCAAUAAUAAAUCCCACAUCCAUUACAGGCAAUGAUAAUGUUACGGUAUCAGAGGUGCAAUUUGAUGUCAUUGAGCCCUUAGAUGAAUCUGUGGUUUUUGAUGGACGGACUGUAAUGACCGAAACUGAAGAAACGGUCCAGAAUUCUGAUAAGUUUGAUAAUUUAAUGGAUCAGGACCACGUAUAUUGUAGUAUUCCAGGUACUUCUCAACAGCCAUCCACUGCAGAAAUACAAGUUGAGAACCAGAAUUCAUCAACAUUUUUAUCUACCCCAGGCUUUAAGCGAAAACGAUUCACUAAAACUGCAAGGCUAACAGAAUCAAUGAAGAACAAUGAUAUGCUCCUAAAAAUAAAUAAAGAGAAUUUAGAAUCACACAAAAUCUAUAGAGAGAAAAAAAUUGAAAUUUUACUUUGUGAUUCAAAAAAAAGAGAAACCUACUGGAAAAAAAAGUUAAUGAUUCUAGAAUCGAUCGGUGAUAGCCUCAACCAAAUGGUAGAUCAUAAAGAUAAUACAAAUUCUGUUACAUUCUACCAUUAUGAUGACAAAAAUAAGUGUUAAUUGUGUAAUAUGCCUAAAUAAAAAUCAGAGCAAGCGCAACAAAAAGUGACUGAUGCAAUCUAGUUUUUUUUGUGUUCAAAGUAUCUGUACUCGUGAUAUUAAGUUUCUUAAUUAAAUAAUGUGAUUUAUGAGUGUUUCCAAAGAUUAUAAUUAAGUUUGUGAUUAGUUUUGUUAAUAAAAUACCUAUUAUGUUUUUUUU